CGUGAAACAGGCCUCUUUAGAUAUUAGAGAGUCUGGAACCAAUACCUUCCGAAAUGGAUUUCAUCUCCGAUGACGGCUAUGCUAGAGACAUGGACUCCACCGACCACUCUCGGCAAUCAGUUCCCCGACCAUCUGCCUUAACAACAGCGCUGCCGUUGCACCCGAAGCGACAUCAUCACCACCACCAUGCUCUGCCUAUCCCGCAUCGCAGCAGUCGGCGGCCACAUCAUCGACACCAUCGCAACCACUCGUUGUUAGACUACAAAUCCCACACGGCACAUCGCCCUAGUCACGGCCGGAGCCGCAGUUGGGACCCGGUGUUCGAUACAGAUCGGAACGGGCAGAUGCGGGAUCCCAACAAGGGCGUCGCCGUUUCUGCGAUGCCUCGAGCGAUGCAGCCGCAGAUUGCUCGGAAAGAGGAUGUGGAGGCGGAAAAGCAGCGGAAUGCCAUUCGGGAAGAGGAACUCUACGAGUCCUAUCAAACCCUUAUGGACACUUCUCUAGACGCGAUUCAAGAACUCGACAGCAUCCACUAUUCCAUCCUCGAAAAGUUCUCCACGAUCCAGUCGACAAUGGGCUCCAUCCAGGAACUCGUCUCUAUGAAGGUCCAAUUACAUCAUGAGUUCGACAUCGACUCAAACGCGUUGCAAGAGGAGAUCAACACUCAAGCCGAGAAUCUCGGGGACUUCCAACAGCAAAGGAAAGAUAUUACCGAGUUAUCGGGUCGUCUCGACAGCAGUAAACGGAAAGCGGACAGUUUAAAGCAGCGCCUGUACCAGACCAAGCGCCGCAUCGAGAGACGCGAGCAAAGUGAGGUUCAGUGGCAGGCCAACGUAAGCAGACGUCUGAAGAUCUUCUGGGGGAGUCUAGGUGCGAUCGUCGCCAUCAUGUUGGCCCUGUCGCUCGCCCGUUACAUUUGGCCUCCAGAUCACGAUUACGCCUCGCGCGUGGGGGUAAACGUCUCUGCCCUGAACGGCUCAGACGAAGCGGUCACAUCCUUCAUCCUUGACGGUGUCGGGCAUUCGAUCGGAUCGCCUAAGAAAUCACCCGCGAGCAUCACGGGGAAACGUUGCUCGGCCUUGGAAAUGUUUGACGAAUUAUGAUGGGAUGGAAUACUUUCGAAUCGGCUCUGUAACUCUACUG
Molecule: messenger RNA, 1143 nt
Organism: Eremomyces bilateralis CBS 781.70
Lineage: Eukaryota; Fungi; Ascomycota; Dothideomycetes; Eremomycetales; Eremomycetaceae
Exons: 3
Coding region: 54-1103 (349 amino acids)
Source: RefSeq, a predicted model, not a curated record